CCUUUGCCACUGACAUAAUGGGGGAUGUCAAGAAAAACUACAACCGUCACCCAGUUUGGUCGCCAGCUGAUUGGUGUUUACUCGGAAAACCUUGUCCCCUCUUGGCUAGUCAGUUUGAUCAUGCAGAAAACUUUGAAUUAGAAAAUAAAACACACGACUAGCUAGCCACGGCAAAUGAGCCUACUUCGGUAUAAAUACGCAAUCUACCACUUCUGUCUACUGUAAACAGUGGCCGAUGACACCCAACUUCCUAACCGAGCAAAGAGGCCCCUUCCAAUCAUUUUCUAUUUGGGCUUUGUUGAAGUCCUUCUUUGUCAUCCCCAGACAAGCUGAAUGGUACCAUCUCCUGAGGUCCUGCCCCCCAGCCUUCUCUGAAGCGAUCCCUGCCCCUGUAGCAGCCUUCACACCACACACAGAAACACACAGAAACACACGUACACACACAUACACACACGUGGGCCUCUGGACCAGGAUGACAAUGGAAGAGAUGAAGAAUGAAGCAGAGAUGACCUCGAUGGUUUCCAUGACACUCUACACUGUGAUGUACCCCGUCUUCCACGAGUUGGAGAGAGUGAACCUGUCGGCAGCACAGACCCUGAGGGCAGCGUUUAUAAAGGCUGAGAAGGAGAACCCAGGGCUGACCCAGGACAUCAUCAUGAAGAUCCUGGAGAAGAAGAAUGUGGAGGUCAACUUCAUUGAGUCACUGCUGCGCAUGGCUGCAGGCGACGUGGAAGAGUUCAUGAUUGACAGGCCUGAGCAGGAGUUCCAGGACUUGAAUGACAAGGCCCGGGCACUCAAACACAUCCUCAGCAAGAUCCCAGAUGAAAUCAACGACAGAGUACGCUUCUUACAGACCAUCAAAGAUAUCGCCAGCGCCAUCAAGGAACUCCUGGACACAGUCAACACUGUCUUCCGAAAAUACCAGUACCAGAACCGACGGGCACUGGAACACCAAAAGAAAGAGUUUGUGAAAUACUCCAAGAGCUUCAGCGACACACUUAAAACCUACUUCAAAGAUGGAAAGGCGAUAAACGUGUUUGUCAGCGCGAACAGGCUCAUCCACCAAACCAACCUAAUACUCCAAACCUUCAAGACCGUGGCAUAGAUGGGGUUAACCGCACUAACCUAGGCUUUUAUCAGAGGAAAGGAAACCCUUUAUAUGUACAAUGUUAAGAUACUGUAUCAUUUAUAAGUCUUGCUUCAAGAGGGGGAUCAUUUAGUUGCAGGCGGCCAGAUUAUUAUUAAAUUGCCAGACAUUCUUUUAUUUUUUAUUGUAUUUUUUUCCACCAGGAUCAUGCUAUCUCCACAGAGUAUCGUAUGUCAUGCCAUCUCCACAGAGUAUCGUAUUUCAUGCCAUCUCCACAGAGUAUCUUAUGUCAUGCCAUCUCCACAGAGUAU
Messenger RNA from Salvelinus fontinalis (brook trout), 1398 nucleotides. RefSeq names its product programmed cell death protein 10-like. Gene Ontology annotation, cellular component: FAR/SIP/STRIPAK complex; Golgi apparatus. The record is from RefSeq and is a predicted model, not a curated record. Bases 236 to 1105 code for a protein of 289 amino acids. Lineage: Eukaryota; Metazoa; Chordata; Actinopteri; Salmoniformes; Salmonidae. Gene Ontology annotation, molecular function: protein kinase binding. The transcript has 10 exons. Gene Ontology annotation, biological process: regulation of Golgi organization; positive regulation of MAP kinase activity.